Prorocentrum cordatum is the source of this 1158-nucleotide messenger RNA. NCBI's taxonomy places the organism in Eukaryota, Dinophyceae, Prorocentrales, Prorocentraceae. The record is from the annotation of a GenBank genome assembly.
AUGGCGAAAAAGAUCUCGGGCUCCGAAGAGGGGUUGAAUGCCCUGCUUGGCGGAAACGCUGAUAUCGAGCAGGAGCAUGAGGAGGGGACGUUCACAGAGACCAUUCACACGCCUCUCACCGAGCUUCUCGGCAUCAAGUAUCCUGUGAUGCUCGCGGGUAUGAAUGCGGUGGCAACUUCAGAGCUGGUGGCGGCUGUAACCAAUGCCGGUGGCAUAGGCACAAUCGGUGGGCUCACAAUGACACCCAAAAUGCUUCAGAUAGAAAUUGACGAAAUGAAGAAACUGUUGAAUGACAAGAAUGCCCCAUUCGGCGUCGACCUCGCCAUUCCGCAAAUUGGUGGCAGUGCCCGCAAGACGAACCAUGACUAUACUCAUGGCAAGCUGGACGAGCUCACCGACAUCAUCGUCAAAGAGAAGGCUGCACUCUUCGUCUGCGCAGUCGGGGUGCCGCCGAGGGCGAUGGUGGACAAGCUCCACGCUGCGGGCAUUCCGAUCAUGAACAUGGUGGGCCAUCCGAACCACGUCCUGAAAGCGCUCGAUGCGGGCGUCGACAUGAUCUGCGCCCAGGGCGGCGAGGGCGGCGGACACACUGGCGAGGUCGCGACCAGCGUGCUGCUGCCCAUGUGCGUCGACGCCUGCUCCGGGCGCAGGUCGCCGCUCACGGGCAAGGACAUCAUCGUUGUUGGCGGCGGCGGCAUGUUCGACGGCCGGUCUCUCGCCGCAGCUCUCUCCCUCGGCGCCUCGGGCGUUUGGGUUGGUACCCGCUUCAUCUCGGGGAGGCGGCAUGUGGAGCAUGUGCUGAAGGCUUCUGUCACAGACACUACGAAGACACUAAUCUAUUCUGGGCGCCCACUUCGAACAUUUGUCACGCCUUAUGUCAAGGAUUUCGAAACGCGUCCUGACGAGAUCAAGGCGUAUUGCGACAAAGGAAUCUUGCCCAUCCGCGGCGAUUAUAAGAAACACAUGGAGGCCGGCAAGCCCUUCUCCAAAGCGGAAACGGUUGCUCUUCUCAUGGGCCAGGUCGCUGGAGCAGUGAAUGAUACGCCGCCAGCGAAGCAGAUCGUCGAACAGAUGGUAUCCCAGGCGAUCGACGUGCUUCGGAAGAACGCGGCCCACAUCAGGCCUCUUGGUAUGCCCGCUCCAGCGUCGAAGCUAUAG